CGUUUAUGUUUAUCCUUAAAUAGGAGCUAAUGAUUUAAAAACAUUUCUAUAUUGCAAAAGAUAAUACGCUAGUAUAUUUUGAUUAUUCAAGUUUGGUUUGGUAAACAUUUGCCUCCAUUUCCGAUUCUGAAGAUAAAUACCUAGUUUGGUAUCUAGGUACCUAUUAAAAUUUAUAUAAAUGAAACGUCAAAAAGACAACCGACUACCAACAACGCAACAGCUGAUUAUUUGACAUUGCAAAAAAAAAAUAGCUAAAGUUUGCAAAAAGUAAAAACAGAGAGCGAAGCAAAAAACCAAUUCAAGUAUUUGAUUAUUGAAUUUGUAACAGUAGUUUUAUUCUGCGUAGACAUUUAAUUCAUUAAUAAUACUGAGAAAAUAAGCGUCUAACCUAUAACGAUGCUUCGUAUACCGGUUAAACGCAGAAUACACCCACAUAACUCUUGGAUACGUUCGAAAAGUUCAAGUUCGAGCAGUUUCAUAAGAAGUACCUUUAUAGAUUACUUUGUGAGCCAGCAUGGACAUAAACAUGUAAAAUCUAGUCCUGUAGUGCCGUUGUUUGAUCCCACUGUGCCCUUUGUAAAUGCUGGCAUGAAUCAGUUCAAAGGUGUAUUUCUUGGCACUGUAGACGCACCAUAUCCUCGAGUAGUGAACUCGCAGAAAUGUAUCCGUGUUGGAGGCAAGCACAAUGAUCUGGACAUAGUUGGGACUGAUGGACAUCAUCAUACAUUCUUUGAGAUGCUCGGCAAUUGGUCUUUUGGUGAUUACUAUAAGAAAGAAGCAUGCCGCAUGGCGUGGAAUUUACUACUGGGUCCGUACAGGCUGAAACCUGACAAUUUGGUUGUUACGUACUUCUCCGGUGACGCUGCCAUCGGUCUUACUGAAGACAGAGAGUGCAGAGACAUUUGGAAACAAAUUGGCGUGCCAGAAAGCAGAAUACGUGGAUUGGGCGCGGCCGAUAACUUUUGGGAGAUGGGCGCCACUGGUCCGUGCGGACCGUGCACCGAAAUACAUUACGUACAUCCAGACGGCAGCCUCACCGAGAUAUGGAACCUCGUGUUCAUACAGUGUAACAGAGAAACAAACGGCUCAGUAUCAAGCCUGCGACGACAGCACGUGGACACGGGGAUGGGUCUGGAACGGGCGGCGGCGCUGCUGCAGGCCGUCCCUAGCAACUAUGACACCGACCUCUUCCAGCCGAUCAUACGCGCCAUCCACAAGAAUAGCAAGGGUAUACCAGCUUACAGCGGUCGGUACGGGUCCGACGCGACUCUAGACACUGCGUACAGACGGUUGGCCGACCACGCUCGAAUGGUGUCCGCGUGUUUAGCCGAUGGCGCGUUUCCUGCUAGCAACCUAAACCUAAAGCAGAUAAUGCGAAAAUCGUUCAAAAUCUCAACGGACAUAUUUCAAAAUCCUCGCUUACUUAUACACCUCUAUGACGAAGUAGUGAACACCCUCGGAACUACAUAUCCAGAACUGGAGAAGAAAGAGAAAGAUGCUAAAGUGAUUAUUGAGCACGAGAUGCACGCGUAUGAGAAGAUGAGAGCUGGUUUGGUGAAGAAGUGGCGGGAGCUGGUGAAACAGUAUCCCGAGGUCGAGGAGAUGAGCGACGUGGAACUUGGUGGGUUUGCUCUGGGCUAUAAGGAGUUUAAAGAGACAAUUGCUAAACAAAAAUCAAUCGUAAUCCCAGGAGAAUUAGUUUUCAAAUUAUAUGACACACAUGGUUUCCAAGAGGAACUAAUUGAGAGAAUAGCCAAAUUAAACAAGUUAGAAAUCGACAAGGAAGGAUUCUGGAAACUUCUAUCACAACACAAAUCUAGGCACAAGACAGCUUUUAAAGAACAAAGCUCCAAUAAAGGCCUAUUAUUUGAUCUGACCAUAGAGAAAUUAAUCAAAAGUGGAGUAACUUCAACUAAUGAUGUACACAAAUAUGAGUAUCAGGUCAUAGACAAUAAAAUUGAAUUUAAACCACUAAAGACCAAUGUAAUAGCUAUUUUAAGUGAAGACUGCGAAUGGAUAGACUAUUUAGAGCCGUGUGAAAAUAAACCUUAUUAUUUAGUAACGAAAGAUACAAAUUUCUAUUGCGAGGAAGGCGGUCAAAUCGCUGAUUACGGUGCUAUCCGGAUAAAUGAAGACUUCACCUUGAAAGUGGACAGUGUCUUCAAGAUUCGUGACUUCGUAUUUCACAAGGGUUAUUUCAGUGUGAAUCAAGCUAAAGACUGUAAUUAUAUAAAUAAUAAAAGUGAUAUAAUUUUAGAAAUUGAUAGCGAUAGAAGACUGAAUAUAAUGAGAAAUCAUACUGGUGUUCAUUUGCUGAAUGCAGCUUUAAAACAAGUUCUACCAAAUAGUGUUGUGUGCCAGAUAGGAUCCGGUGUUACAGAGAAAGGACUAUAUUUAAAUUUGUCGGUUUACGGGGAGAAGCUGUCGCAAGAUGUGGUGUUGCAGGCACAAAACUUAAUUAGACAAUCGAUCCAUGCCAAUGCACAAGUGGAGACGAGGGUAGUGGAUGAUGCUCAAAUAGUGCAAGCGGAGGAUGUGACCACAGUUCCUGGAGAGCUGUACCCGGAAAGAGGGCUGCGGGUGGUGGGGGUGGCGCCGCCUCUACUCUCCAAGGAGCUGUGUUGUGGAACACACGUGCCCUCUACCGGGGUUUUGGAGGACUUCUGCAUCACUAACAUCAAAGGUGCCGGCAGUAAUACACCGACCAUACAUGCGCUGACUGGCGACGCUGCUAAAGAGGCCCGCGAACUAUUCUGUCGAGCGGAGAAACUCGAGCAAGUGAUUGACCUGGCCAGCUCCGAGCGUCGCCACGAGGAAAUAUCCAGCAUCAAGCAGCAGCUGCUGGAACUGUGCGGUACCAGUGGCGCCCCCUACGGCGAAUACGCGGCGUGUCUCGCGCGUGUCAACACUCUGCUCAAGAAGAAUGUCAACAAGAAUGAGAUGGCGUUACAAGUGAUAGCGGAGAUCGAAGUGCGUGAGACGUUCGCGGAGGCGCGCGCGGCGGGCCGGCAGUUCGUGGUCCACUUCGUGCGCUGCUCGUACCUGAUGCAGGCCGACGGGCUGGCGGCCGCGCUGGCCGCCAGCGGGCUGCCCGAGGACGGCACGGGAGCGCCCGCGCCCUCGCUGCUGCUGGGCUGCGCCGGAGGAACUAUCCUCGCCACGUGCCGGGUGCCACAGGAGUUGGUGAGCCCGUCUUUCAGCGCGGAGCGGUGGCUGGGCUGCGUGGCGGCGGUGUUCGGCGCGCGACUGCUGACGCAUGCGGACGCGGCCGAUCGCACGCUGUAUGCAGAGAUGGCCGGCGCUAAGGUGAGCCUGAUAAACUGCGAGCAACUAGUGCAGGACGCGAUGCGUGUUGCGAUCAAGUAUGCGCAGGCGCACGUCAAAGACAAUGGCGACCGUAGCGCCACCGGCGGCCACACCACCAAGAACAGGCAGCAGAAUUAAAGUUAAUUAUCACAGAGCGCGGGAUUUAAUUGGCGUUUUAUAGAAUUUGGAUAUUUCGUUUUCUUUAUAGUUUGUUUUAAUAAAAAUUAAUAUGUAGGCAAACGAAUAAUUGGCCCGGCCAUAAGUUAAUUUGAUGAUGUCCAAGUAGUGGCAGCUAUAAAAAAAUCGAUUGAAUGUUUAGAUUUGUCAAUAACUACCAUUUCCCAAAGAGGGUUGACGUCAGGCUGGCGGCCGGUCGUAAAACUAAAAACCAAAUCUUUUUGUAAUAUGGAUAACAUCAUAUUACGCCGACCACAAAUGAUUGGGAUAAGGGUAGGAAGAUGAUGAAUAACUACCAUUUCUAACAUAACUCACAUAACUAACCAUUCGUGUUUCUACCGUGAAUCAGUUGUGUUUGCAUGGCUGUGUUUCGGUUUGAAUGGUGGGAUAUGGUGUGAAUUUACAGGAUACAGAGGAAUAACACCUGAGUCCUCAGAAAUGGCAACGCAUAGGGGGUAUCAUGGGCGAAACAGUAUAUUCUGUUAUGUCCAUGGUACUGCUCAUGUCUAUAGGCAACGGCUACUACUUUUCAUCAGGUGGGCCGUCAGUUUGUUUGCCAUUCUAAGUUGUAUAAAAAAAAAUUACUAGCGAUUCAGGCUGGCAAUACUAAUAAUAGUAUAAAAUAUAAUAAUGUAGUAGAAUAAUAGUAGAUGGAAUUUUUUAAAAUAAAAUAUAUUUCACUCCCGAAUAAUGUAUAUUUCUAUAGGUGAGAGAAUUUUUAAAGUCGUUUAAGUUGUUUUUGAGAUUAUCAAUUACAAACAUAUUUUUCCACUUUAUAAUGUUGUAAAGUAUAGAUUUUAUUUAAAAAAGGAAAGGAUUACUCUGUGAUAAUUAAAAAAAAAAAAAAAUUGUUACGUUUUUAUUAAAUUUUAUUAAAACAGACUAUAUGAGUAGAUAUUUCGUACAUAUUCGUUGUUACCAAUAAAUAUGUCCUCUAGCGAGGUCAUUUCUCGAUAAGUUCAGUAUAAUUAAUUUACAGAGUACAGAGGUAUAACACCUGAGUCCUCAGGAAUGGCAACGCAUGAGGGGUAUCAUGGGCGAAACAGUAUACUCUGUUAUGUCCAUGGUACUGCUCAUGUCUAUAGGCGACUGUUACCACUUUCCAUCAGAUGGGCCAUUCUAAGUAUCAUAAAAAAUAAUCUUAAUUAAUGUCUGUUUUAAAAAAUAGAUAGCCUUUAUUCAGCAGUGGAUUAAUCGGUUAAUUUUAAACUUUCGCGUUGUUUACACAUAUGUAUUUUAAAAACAUUAUCCGGACUUAAUGCAAUGAUUUUUUGGCAGCUAAAUAGUACCAACUUCGACUGUAGUUACUGCUCUUUUAUUGCCGACGUUCCGACAUGGAUUGCACCACAUCGAAAUAAAAAACAAAAACACUCCGUUUAGUCCCGAUAGUGAAUUUAAAAUAUGUGUAAGAAACGGGAAAGUUUGGGCAAAUGUCUAAAAUUUUUAUGAUCAAUACAGAUUCAAUAAUAUUUGGAAUUGUGAAAUAUAGUCAUUAGAGUAGAGAAAAAAAAAUCGAUUUAAUCGAGUAGUUAGUAAUUAAAAAAGAGGAUUGAAAAUUUCUCAACAAAAAAUGGAGGUAAAUUUUAAAACGUCUUUUACGAGUUUGCUCAGAAGUUGAUGUCAUGUGAGAUUAAUUAGUUUUUGUGUUUUGUAAAUAUGCGAUAGAUAUUAAUAACCGGAAUAUUUAAGUUUUAUAAACACUAAAACCAGAUAAAGAAUCUCUGCCUUAAAAAAAAUUCGUAAAAGUAAUAUGGGUAAAAUAAAAAUAUAUUUAUUAUCUAUGGUAAUUUUUUUUUCGCCUUUUCGAACAUAGAUACUUAAUGUUACUACAUAAUCUAACUUUAAUUUAGAAAUUGAGUUUUCAUUAGUAAUUAUAAUCCAGUUAACAAUUUUUUUUUUAUUAAUUGAGAUUCCAUUACAAUUAUACGACUAUGACGUUAUAGCACAUAUCGUCAUAGUCGUAGAAUACUGACGGAUCUUUAUAUGUAAUCUUCGUCAGAUCCGUCAGUAUUCUACGACUGUGACGAUAUUAUGGAUCAAAAUGACUCAGAGAUUAGUUAAAAAAAUAAAUAUACAUUUUUGGCAAUUAUAGUAUUUUAUCUUAGAUAUUCUUUGCUGACAGCUUUUAAUAUUUAUUACUUUAAUUUUAUUUUUAUAUAAUGACUAACGUAAAUUUGAUUCAAUUAAAUUUUAAAUGAUUAAUUUAAAUAUCUCAAAAUUUUUUUUUAUAUAAAUCAACUAGUCUUCCUUUCAUAUUGUACCUACCUCCUAAUUUUUUAAAUAAAUUGUUAUAUA
This is a messenger RNA of Galleria mellonella (greater wax moth), 5778 nucleotides long. It is a transcript of the gene AlaRS-m, whose product is annotated as alanine--tRNA ligase, mitochondrial. The transcript has 14 exons. The coding region runs from base 397 to 3444 and encodes 1015 amino acids. Gene Ontology annotation, molecular function: amino acid binding; nucleic acid binding; alanine-tRNA ligase activity. Lineage: Eukaryota; Metazoa; Arthropoda; Insecta; Lepidoptera; Pyralidae. Gene Ontology annotation, cellular component: cytoplasm; mitochondrion. The record is from RefSeq and is a predicted model, not a curated record. Gene Ontology annotation, biological process: tRNA modification; alanyl-tRNA aminoacylation.